This is a messenger RNA of Drosophila suzukii, 7838 nucleotides long. The record is from RefSeq and is a predicted model, not a curated record. Lineage: Eukaryota; Metazoa; Arthropoda; Insecta; Diptera; Drosophilidae.
ACGGAAAUCGGCGAUUCAAACGGUCGAAAAUUUAUCUUGCCGGUCGGACGUGUUUUUUGUUGGUCGCUCCCGCUCGUAACGCUUUUUUCCCCCGUUUUGGCCAAUGUGUGAGCGCGCGCGCGUGUGUGUGCUGCUUGCAGUUCAAAAGGGCAGCAACAACAACAGCACACCUCUCUUUUAAGCCAGGUCUUCUGAGCGCGCGAGAGUGUGUGUUUGUGAGCGUGAUUUAGAAUCGUGGCCUGGGAAGAAAUGGCAAAUUAGUUGGCUCAAAGCGGAAUCUCUGUGCUCAAUAUUCAAAUUCAGGCUAGAAAGUGUCGCGUGCGAAAGUGUGCAAAUAAUACAACUAGCGAAAAGAGAGAUAAAACUUAAAAAAAAAACCUGUUCUAAGCCAAGUGCCGAUUGCAAGCGCGAGUGUGUGUGGAUGUUUGUGUGGAGCAGAGAAUAAAAAAGGAGAGAGAAAAGGGAGAAUGCAAUUAACAACAACAAGCUCAAUGAGUAUUAUUUGAAUAGAAAAGUAUAGUUGAAAAAGCCAAACGAAGCCCUUUCCAAUACGAAGCCACGAUUUGAGCCAACAAAUCAGCGAUCAUGGCUAUAAUCGCGAAUGCGUCACCGCCACAACAGCAACAACAGCCAAGGCAGCAGCAAAAACAGCGGCUAACAACAACAACAACAACAAAGGCAGCAGCAGCCACAACAACAGCGGCGUCAGCAGAAACAACAACAACAGCUAGAAGUCGAGACCGCACGAAAAGCGCAGCUCAAAUUACGUCGCAUUUGCUCAAGCGCGCCAUUUCAGUUUAUUCGUCGCCUCAAUGGAUACCGCUCUUCAUACUUAUUUACUUAGCAACAGAUGUCGCCUCAGUGGCGGUGCCGACGAAGGAGGCGUACUUUAAUGGCUCCACUUACCUCCGCCUGACCACGCCGAUGCCCAUUUGGGACCACUCGGCGAUUAGUUUCCGCUCGUGCCGCGGAGGGGAGAUCCUCGCCCAGCAGUACAACAAGAACUCCAUCGUAAUCUCAGUGCUCAAUGACUUUCUGCAAAUUUCCCUGGCGGGACCGGCGGUCCAUGGGCCCAACAACCGACUGGAUGUCAAGUUGCCCUACCAACUGCUGGACAACCGCUGGCACACGCUGCAGUUCAAGUACGAGUACGGAAAUCUCUACCUGCAUGUGGAUCGUGCGGCAAGCAUAUUUGCCAACUCCACGUACAACAGUCAGUUCCUGACGAACCAGGACAUCGGCUACAAGGAUGCUAUCUUAAUACUGGGCAACUCCUUCUCCGGCUGUCUUCUGGACGGACCAGGGCUGCAGUUCGUGAACAACUCCACGGUGCAGAACGUGGUCUUCGGCGUCUGCCCACUUACUCCGGGUCCCUGCAGCGAUCACGACCUGUUCACCCGACUGCCGGACAACUAUUGCCUGAAUGAUCCCUGCAUGGGCCAUGGAACCUGCUCGUCCAGUCCCGAGGGCUACGAAUGUCGGUGCACGGCCCGAUCGGGAAAGAAUUGCCAGAAGGACAAUGGAUCACCGUGUGCCAAGAAUCCAUGUGAGAACGGUGGCUCUUGCUGGAGAACCCGCGGAGAUUACCAAUGCUUCUGCGAUCACCACAGUGGUCAGCAUUGCGAAACGGAGGUGAAUAUUCACCCACUCUGCCAGACCAAUCCCUGCCUGAACAAUGGAGCCUGCGUGGUCCUUGGAGGAAGUGGAGCGCUGGCCUGCGAGUGUCCCAAGGGAUAUGCGGGCAGGUGCGAGGUGGACACGGAUGAGUGUGCGUCACAGCCGUGCCAGAACAACGGGAGCUGCAUUGAUAGGAUUAAUGGAUUUAGCUGCGACUGCAGCGGCACCGGCUACUCGGGUGCCUUCUGCCAAACGAAUGUGGAUGAGUGCGACAAGAAUCCGUGCCUGAAUGGCGGCAGAUGCUUUGAUACCUAUGGAUGGUACACCUGCCAGUGUCUGGAUGGCUGGGGCGGUGAGAUUUGCGAUCGACCCAUGACCUGUCAGACGCAGCAAUCUAACGGAGGAACCUGCCUGGACAAGGCCAUCGGCUUCCAGUGCCUCUGUCCGCCGGAGUACACCGGGGAACUGUGCCAAAUUGCACCCAGUUGCGCCCAGCAGUGUCCCAUCGACUCGGAGUGCGUCGGCGGCAAGUGCGUGUGUAAGCCAGGCUCAUCGGCUUCCGAUUUGGAGCCGCUGACUCCUCUGGAGCUGGACCUACUCGACUCCACGCUGUGCCCCAGCGAAAAGAAGAAGCGCUACAUAUCGCCCGAGUGGCUCAAACGCAAGCGUUGUGAGCUAAAACUAAGUUACAACUGUCAAACGAGCACGGGCGAUGGAGCGUCUGCUUUGGCCCUGACCCCCAUUAACUGUAAUGCCACCAAUGGCAAGUGCCUGAAUGGAGGCACUUGCUCCAUGAACGGAACCCACUGUUACUGUGCCGUGGGCUACUCUGGAGAUCGUUGCGAGAAGGCCGAGAGCUGCUCCCCACUUAACUGCCAGGAACCGAUGGUAUGUGUCCAGAACCAGUGCCUCUCGGAGAACAAGGUGUGCAACCAGUGCGCCACUCAACCCUGCCAGAAUGGAGGUGAAUGUGUGGUUCCGAAUGGAGAUUACGAGUGCAAGUGCACGCGAGGAUGGACUGGUCGAACUUGUGGCAACGACGUGGACGAAUGCACCUGAUCCAAGAUCUGCGGCAAUGGCAUCUGCAAGAACGAGAAGGGAUCGUACAAGUGCUAUUGCACACCCGGAUUCACCGGUGUCCACUGCGAUUCGGAUGUAGACGAGUUCAGCUUUCCCUGCCUCAACGGCGCCACGUGCCACAACAAGAUCAAUGCCUACGAAUGCGUUUGCCAGCCAGGAUACGAGGGCGAGAACUGCGAAGUGGACAUCGAUGAGUGCGGCAGUAAUCCCUGCUCGAAUGGAUCCACCUGUAUCGACAAGAUCAACAACUUCACCUGCAACUGCAUCCCGGGAAUGACGGGUCGCAUCUGUGACAUCGACAUAGACGACUGUGUGGGAGAUCCCUGUCUGAAUGGAGGCCAGUGCAUCGAUCAGUUGGGUGGCUUCAGGUGCGAUUGCAGUGGCACAGGCUACGAAGGCGAAAAUUGUGAGCUGAACAUCGACGAAUGCCUCUCGAAUCCCUGCACGAAUGGUGCCAAGUGUCUGGAUAAGGUCAAGGACUACUUCUGCGAUUGCCAUAGGGGCUACAAGGGCAAGAAUUGCGAGGAGGACAUUAACGAGUGCGAGAGUAAUCCCUGUCAGUACAAUGGAAACUGUCUGGAGCGUUCCAACAUGACGCUUUACCAGAUGAGUCGGAUCACAGAUUUGCCCAAGGUGUUUAGUCAGCCCUACUUUGAGAAUGCCAGCGGAUAUGAGUGCGUCUGUGUGCCAGGCAUUAUUGGCAAAAACUGUGAGAUCAACAUAAACGAAUGCGAUAGCAAUCCCUGCAGCAAACAUGGAAGCUGUAAUGAUGGGAUUGGCACCUAUACCUGCGAGUGUGAACGGUUUGAGGGCACCCACUGCGAGAUCAACAUAGAUGAAUGCGACCGCUAUAAUCCUUGCCAGGGAACUUGUUAUGACCAGAUAGAUGAUUACGACUGCGACUGUGAUGCGAACUAUGGAGAAAACUGUUCCGUUCUUCUUAAGGGUUGUGAAAAAAUGUAUCCUUGUUUAAAUGGCGGUGCCUUGCCCUACCUGGUCAACGAGGUAACCCACCUGUAUAACUGCACCUGUGAGAACGGUUUCCAGGGUGAUAAAUGCGAGAAGACCACCACCCUCUCCAUGGUGGCCACCAGUUUGAUUUCGGUGACCACGGAACGCGAGGAGGGCUACGACAUUAAUCUGCAAUUCAGGACCACUCUGCCAAACGGUUUGGCCUUUGGAACCACGGGCGAAAAGAAUGAGCCCGUUAGUUAUAUUCUGGAGCUGAUCAACGGACGACUGAAUCUCCAUUCCUCGCUACUGAAUAAGUGGGAGGGUGUCUUCAUUGGAUCGAUGAACGAUAGCAACUGGCACAAGGUGUUUGUGGCCAUCAACACAUCGCAUUUAGUGCUUUCGGCCAACGGACAGGCCAUCUUUCCGGUGGGCUCUUAUGAGACGGCCAAUAACAGUCAGCCCUCGUUCCCGCGAACGUCUGGGGGCACCAUUCCCAAUCUGAAGUCCUAUUUGCGCCACCUCACCCACCAGCCGUCGGCCUUUGUGGGCUGCAUGCAGGACAUCAUGGUCAAUGGGAAAUGGAUCUUUCCCGAUGAACAGAGUGCCAAUGUAGCUAUACCAAGCUGGAAAUGUCCAGAGCGGUUGUCCACGACGGAGCAAUGCAAACCGAAUCCCUGCCAUUCGAAUGGGGAGUGCACGGAUCUGUGGCACACCUUCGCCUGCCAUUGUCGACCCUUCUUUGGGCACACCUGUCAGCAUAACAUGACUGCAGCCACCUUUGGCCACGAGAACAACCACUCGGCUGUGAUUGUAGAGACAACGGAUGUGGCCAGGCGAGCCAUUCGCUCUAUCCUGGACAUUUCCAUGUUCAUUCGAACCCGCGAGCCCACUGGUCAAGUCUUUUACUUGGGAACCGAUCCGCGAAAGGCGCCCACUAAAAAUAUCGGCGACUCCUAUGUGGCGGCCAACUGCAUGGCGGGAGCUGCUGGUGAAGAUGCAAUUAGUGGUACUCCAGAGGCCUACACUGUCGGUGCAAAGCUGGACAACGGCUACAACCACCUGAUCGAGGUGGUGCGCAACCAGACGCUCGUGCAGGUCAAGCUCAAUGGCACUGAGUACUUCCGGAAGACGCUGUCGACGACGGGUCUGCUGGACGCACAGGUGCUCUACUUGGGCGGACCUGCACCCACACGCGAGUCUCUGCUGGGAGCGACCACGGAGCCGGGUUUGGCGGCAGUACCGGGAGCAGGAGUACCCAUCGAGGACACCACGGUACCCAAGGAGGCGGACGACAGCAGGGACUACUUCAAGGGCAUUAUUCAGGACGUGAAGGUGAGCAACGGCUCCCUCAACCUGAUUGGAAUGUAUUCGUUGAAUGUCACGGACGUCCAAGUAAAUGCCAAACCGCUGGGCGCCGUGACCAUUGAUCGCGCCUCCGUGUUGCCCGGCGAGGUGUCUGAUGACCUGUGCCGGAAGAAUCCCUGCCGCCACAAUGCGGAGUGCAGGAACACAUGGAACGACUACAGCUGCAAGUGCCCCAAUGGCUACAAGGGCAAGGAUUGCCAGGAAAUCGAGUUCUGCCAACUGGUCACCUGUCCGGGCCAGAGCGUGUGCCAAAAUCUGGACGAUGGCUACGAGUGUCUGACCAACAUCACGUUUACAGGUCAGGAACGCUCCCCGCUGGCCUUCUUCUAUUUCCAAGAGCCACCGCCAGAGGAGAUCGUGGGUGAAGCGGCUCCCAAGCAGACCCAACCGGUCAUCGAUAUAGCCUUCCGCACGCGUGCUGGCGGUACUCUGCUGUACAUCGACAAUGUGGAUGGAUUCUUUGAGAUUGGUGUGAACGGAGGUCGAGUGACCAUCACCUGGAAGCUCAGCGCCUUACAUUUCGGCGAGUCCGCUCGCUUCGAAAAGGAGAACACGGAUGGAGAGUGGAGCCGCAUUUACCUGAGGGCACACAAUGGCAAAUUAGAGGGCGGCUGGAAGGGCUGGGAAUCGAUGGUGGAUCCGGCGCCAGCUUUCUCCACGGAUAUUGACCAAGCGGCCUUCCAGUCGCUGAUCGCCUCCAGCACUCAGGUUUAUCUGGGUGGCAUGCCGGAAUCCCGGCAAGCUCGAGGAUCCACUCUGUCCGCCCAGCAGGGCUCCCAGUUCAAGGGCUGUGUGGGCGAGGCGAGGGUGGGUGAUCUCCUGCUGCCCUACUUCUCCAAUGUCGAGCUAUAUCCGCGCACCGAAAACGUUUCAGUGCCUAAAGCCCAAUUUCGACUGAACACCACGCGUCCGGAGGAGGGCUGCAUUCUGUGCUUCCAGUCGGACUGCAAGAACGCCGGCUUCUGCCAGGCUCCGUCGGAUGAGUACGCCUGCACCUGCCAGGCUGGAUUCGAGGGCGAUGAUUGCGGCACGGACAUCGACGAGUGCCUGAACACGGAGUGUAUGAACAAUGGAACCUGCAUCAACCAGGUGGCGGCGUUCUAUUGCGAGUGCCAGCCAGGAUUCGAGGGUCAGCACUGCGAGCAAAACAUUGACGAGUGUGCGGAUCAGCCCUGCCACAAUGGUGGCAACUGCACGGAUCUGAUCGCCGCGUACUUGUGCGACUGCCCGGAGGAUUACACUGGUCCCCAGUGCGAUGUGCUCAAGCAGAUGACUUGCGAGAACGAGCCGUGCAGGAACGGAUCCACCUGCCAGAAUGGAUUUAAUGCUUCGACUGGCAACAACUUCACCUGCACCUGCGUUCCCGGUUUCGAGGGCCCACUUUGCGAUAUUCCCUUCUGUGAACUGACGCCCUGCGAUAAUGGUGGCCUCUGUCUGACCACAGGAUGGUAAGCUCCCAUGUGCAAGUGCAGCCUGGGCUACACAGGUCGUCUGUGCGAGCAGGACAUCAACGAGUGCGAAUCGAAUCCCUGCCAGAACGGAGGCCAGUGCAAGGAUCUCGUGGGCAGGUACGAGUGCGAAUGCCAAGGCACCGGAUUCGAGGGCGUUCGCUGUGAAAACGACAUCGACGAGUGCAGCUUGGACGGCGAUUAUUGUGGCGGAUUGGGUCGGUGCUUCAAACCCGGUUCCUUCCAGUGCAUCUGCCAGAAGCCCUAUUGCGGCGCCUACUGCAACUUCACGGAUCCCUGCAACGCCACGGAUCUCUGUUCCAACGGCGGACGCUGCGUAGAGUCCUGUGGCGCCAAGCCAGACUACUACUGCGAGUGCAGAGGAUUCGCGGGCAAGAACUGCACGGCACCGAUCACGGCCAAGGAAGAUGGACCCUCGACGACAGACAUCGCCAUCAUUGUUAUUCCCGUGGUGGUGGUGCUGCUGCUCAUCGCGGGAGCCCUGCUGGGCACCUUCCUGGUAAUGGCCAGGAACAAGCGGGCCACCAGGGGCACCUACAGCCCCAGCGCCCAGGAGUACUGCAACCCGAGGCUGGAAAUGGACAACGUGCUAAAGCCACCGCCGGAAGAGCGACUUAUUUAGUUUUCAGUUUUGAGUUUUGAGCCAGAGCGACGAUUAGCAAAGCAAACAAAAGAUAUUUUUAAAUCCGCCCAUAUACACCUAGCUGUAGGAGUAACGCAAUGUUUUGUACUAAGUUCGCCCCUAGUUACGGUUUACAUCUUAAGGUGCUCAAAGCAACAGCAGCAGUAGCAGCAGCAGCCAGGCUUCCACCUCGACUCGCCCCCGAAUCCCUGCCUACGCUUUAGUUAGUUAAUAAUGCCGUUGUCUAUUUAUUCUAGUAGUUUAGAUGACAGACGUACCGCCCUAUAGUCGUUAUGUAGUUACGUUCCGAUAGUUUAGAUUCAGUAUUCGAUUUCUCGUAUAUGUAAUCCUAAAGCUGCGAACAAAGUUGAGCUCCGUCACCGAUUCACCCCCUUCACAUUCCGCAGGGAAGCCCUUCAAAUAUGUAUUGUACGAGUAUUUUUGUAAAUAGGAUUGUUUGCCGACUCUUAAACUAAAUUAGCUGAGCUAUAUACGAUAUCAAAAAACCGAAAAUCCUAUAUGCCUAUAUAUACGCGAGUAUAUAUAUCAGUAAAUGUGGCCUUAUAACAAAAAAAUGCAUAGUAACGAAAAGCAAUGACAACCAGAAAGAACUUGAGAAACUAUUGAUUAAGUAAAUCAAAUAAAAGACAUAUUUUGCUCUAGAAUUUCUAAGCGUAAACUUAAGAGACUGUACUAUAUAAUAAAUAUUAAAUAUUUCGACUUUUUUCCAA